Molecule: messenger RNA, 1210 nt
Organism: Sesamum indicum (sesame)
Lineage: Eukaryota; Viridiplantae; Streptophyta; Magnoliopsida; Lamiales; Pedaliaceae
Product: PRA1 family protein B1
Biological process (GO): vesicle-mediated transport
Cellular component (GO): Golgi apparatus; endoplasmic reticulum
Source: RefSeq, a predicted model, not a curated record
GCAAAUUAUCCCAAGCAAAAAUAAUAAAGUAGCUGGCGCUGGCCGUAGAUGCCAAACUCAUGUUGGGGGCGUUAGAACUGAUUCCUAUACUCUAAGAAAGCGUCCCCCAAUUUUCUCUCUCUAGAUCAGCUAUGGCCGCCCCGGCUACGCUCCCGAUCUCCAAUCCCCAAUCGGAAUCCCAGCCACCGAUCGCCACCCCCGCUUUCCGCGCCUUUCUCUCCCGCCUCAACGCCACCGUCCGCCACGGCUUCUCUCAGCGCCGCCCCUGGUUGGAGCUUCUCGACCGCUCCUCCUUCUCCCGUCCUGACUCCCUCGCCGAAGCUGCCUCCCGCAUCCGCAAAAACUUUUCCUACUUCCGCAUCAACUACAUCUCCCUCCUCGCCCUCUCUCUCGCCUUCUCUCUCCUCUCCCACCCGUUUUCCCUCAUUGUGUUAUCAUCCCUCCUCGCCGCGUGGCUCUUUCUGUACUCGUUCCGUCCUUCGGAUCAGCCGGUUGUGGUUGCGGGCCGUACGUUUUCUGAUCGCGAGGUUCUGGGCAUUUUGGUGGUGUCUACUAUAGUCGUGGUGUUCCUAACCAGCGUAGGGUCGCUGCUCAUCUCCGCCUUGCUUGUCGGCCUUGCUGUGGUUUGCACGCACGGUGCUUUCCGCAUGCCUGAGGAUUUAUUUUUGGAUGAGCAGGAGCCGAUUAAUUCUGGGUUUCUCUCGUUCCUAGGUGGGGCUGCCUCCUCCGCUGCGGCUGCAGCUGCUCCUGCUGUUGCCACGCGUGUGUAACUCAGUUGUCUUCAGAUCUGAUCGGUUUUAAUGGGAUUCAAACCGAAAGGAUCUAAAUUGUAAGAUCUUUGGUUGAAUGGUUUACAAAUUUUUACUUCAUUCUUAGCCUUUGACGAUCCGCAGAAGAUUUAUUGUGAUAUCUUUGGUUCGUGCUUCAAAGUGGCUGGUGACUGAACAUUUAUUGUGAUAUCUUGAAAUAUUGAAUUGGCUUAUAGAGUGCAAUUCAUUUUUUUCAUUUUCUCUCGUGUAAUUAAGCUAGAAGGAAGUGGGAGGGCAUUAUAUGACAGACACUGGAAAGUUUAGGGGACACAGGAAGUAGGCGGGUUUCAUGUUUGUAGAAUGUUGUAAAAGUAAUCUAGCAGUUCUGUAUUUAGGUCUGGAUUUAGAGACCCAAGAAUGAUGGUCGAAUCCUGUGCUGCCUCGUAAGCUUUAUUGGUAAA